Messenger RNA from Thlaspi arvense, 404 nucleotides. The record is from the annotation of a GenBank genome assembly. NCBI's taxonomy places the organism in Eukaryota, Viridiplantae, Streptophyta, Magnoliopsida, Brassicales, Brassicaceae.
AGAUGGCUUCAGACAAGAAGGUUCUAACUUUCGAAGAAGUUUCACAGCACAACAAAACCAAGGAUUGUUGGCUUAUUAUCUCCGACAAGGUUUAUGAUGUGACCCCAUUCAUGGAUGAUCAUCCUGGAGGCGAUGAAGUCUUGUUGUCCUCAACAGGGAAAGAUGCAACGAAUGAUUUUGAGGACGUUGGUCACAGCGACGCCGCGAGGGACAUGAUGGAGAAAUACUACAUCGGUAAGAUCGAUUCGUCUACUGUUCCAGCGACAAGGACAUACGUUGCACCAGCACAACCGGCGUACAACCAAGACAAGACACCAGAAUUCAUUAUCAAGAUCCUGCAGUUCCUUGUCCCAAUCUUGAUCUUGGGUCUGGCUCUUGUCGUCCGUCAAUAUACCAAGAAAGAC